Cydia strobilella is the source of this 334-nucleotide messenger RNA. RefSeq lists its product as uncharacterized. Lineage: Eukaryota; Metazoa; Arthropoda; Insecta; Lepidoptera; Tortricidae. The record is from RefSeq and is a predicted model, not a curated record. The transcript has 2 exons. Bases 29 to 334 code for a protein of 101 amino acids.
AAAAACGGUUCCAGGUUUAGUCUACCUUAUGGAAUGGUGGCACAUCGGGCCCCUGGUCCUCGCGGUGCUGGUCUUCCUGCUGGCGGGCACCGUCAUCGAGCGACACGUGGAAGGUGCUGUGCUGGGCUUCAUUAACCGCCACCAGCCACAGAGCCAGGCCACAGUGGGAGUGGAAGCCUCCGAUGGGCACGACCUGCAGCAGCAACAGAAUGAUUGGCUGCAGCAGCAGCUGCUGAAAAAGAACAAGGACUUGGAAGAGCAGGAAUUGUUGCUGCAGAAACUGCAUCAGCAAGAGUUGCAAAAAGAAGAGCGCUUGCAGCCGGCAAAUGUAUAA